AUGGCACCGCUUGUGGUGGCUGUGGGAUCGCCCAACUGGGAUACUAUGGCAUACGUCCCAGACUCUUUCCUGUCCACACAGGGGCUGCCUCGAGGGGAUGCCAGACCGUUUUCCGACGGCAAUGACUUUGAGCAAUUGAAGGAGGCUGCACGCACUGUCUCAAGCAGCUCUGCGUCUCAGUGUGGUGGAUGCGCUUGCAACACUGCCAAGGUGCUGGCAUGCCUCGGUUGCGAUACGGCCUUCUGCGGCUGUUUGGGAAGCAAUUCAGUCGGUGAGAGCUUUCGGGCAGCUCUUGCGCAGCACCACGUGAAGGACAUCACCGUUCAGGCAGAUUCUGCGACAGGAGAAGUUCUUUGCCUUGUGACGCCGGAUGGUGAACGAUCAUUUGCAUAUCGAACAGGUGUAGCCUCUGAUUCCUUGCGAUCGGCCCAGCUCUGCGAAGCUUUGGAUCGAGUUGAGGGCGAAGGCCUUGACCUCGUUUACUUCGACAUCUACACCUUUCUGUGCCCUGAGAAUGCUGCCGAGGAAGGCAUCAAGAAGGCUCAUGGUUUGGGAGCAAAAGUUGGCCUAAAUCUUGGCUCAAGUGGAAUUGUAUCUUCUCAGCGGAGUCGUUUGUGGGGCUUGCUGCGGCAAGGGAGCAUCAAUGUUCUUUUCCUCAACGAGGCAGAGGCUGAAGCUUUGGGUGAAGGCACUUUGGACCCCGAGACCAUGUGCCGGCAGUUGGGAGAGCACUGCGAACUCACGGUGCUGACACUUGGAUCUCAGGGACUUUGGACCUGUAUGGCUGGAAGCUGUGAGUUUCAUGCCGUACAUCCCCUGGACGAGGUUGUUGAUAGCACUGGUGCGGGGGACUUCUUCGCUGGUGGUUUUUUGUCUGCCUGGCUGCAGCAAGAGAAGAAGUCCGAAUGCAUUGCGUGGGGCGUGGAAGCCGCUCAGCGGGUGCUGCAGGUGUUUGGCACCGACCUCAAAGAAGGUUGGUUGCAGCUUCGCGAGCUCUGCCGAAAAGCGGCGCUCCAGAGGUGUCAGGUUUUGGACACCAGGGACGGGAAAAGCUUCUUGGAUAUUGAGCUGGAGUUCAAGGAUGGCGUUUUGAGAGCGACGAAGACUGGAGCACUGCCUGAGGCUGUGGCUGUGUCUGCAGAAAUCGAGCGCGUGGAGAUCUUUGGGCUCCAAACGGCCCUCAGCAGCGCCGAAAGCGUGCAGAACGGCAAGGCGAUCGCGCUGCCAAGGCCUCGAUCGCGCUUGCUGGAUGGGGAGGCCAAGUUGCAGGCUGCUGUGGUCAAGGUCAAGCCGUUCAUUGAUAUGCGCAGUGAAUGGCAGCUCUCGGUCAAGUAG
Messenger RNA from Durusdinium trenchii, 1335 nucleotides. NCBI's taxonomy places the organism in Eukaryota, Dinophyceae, Suessiales, Symbiodiniaceae. The record is from the annotation of a GenBank genome assembly.